CAUUGAGAUGAUAGUGUCCAUAAAAAUAGGGAAAUAAUAUAUGUUAUAAUAUCGUAUAACGUGUUCAAAGUAUAGUAAAUAUAGUACUUACGUGUAUAUUGUGAUUCAUAAAAUUUGAACGAAAGAAGAAUCGUUAGAAAAAUAUGUUAAGUAAAGGAAAUCUUUUUAUAAAGAAUUUAGGUUGUACCAUAAGAACAUUUCACAAUAAAGCAAUUGUUAUUGGUAAUGUACAAAAUACUAAAUCUUCGACAUAUCAGGAAAAUUACGUUCAAAUGGAAUGUGCGGUGAAUAGGUUAAAAAAUACAGUUCAAAGAAUUGUAGAAGGUGGAAAACAAAAGGCGAAAGAGAGGCAUAUGAAAAAAGGAAAGCUUCUAGCACGAGAACGAAUUAAUACGCUUCUCGAUCCGACGUCUCCUUUCCUCGAAUUUUCUCAAUUAGCUGGUUACGAAUUAUACGAUAAAGAGGAAGUACCAGCCGGUGGAAUUAUUACCGGUAUCGGCAGGAUAGAAGGGACCGAAUGCGUAAUAAUCGCAAAUGAUGCAACUGUAAAAGGAGGUUCUUAUUAUCCAAUAACGGUAAAGAAGCAAUUAAGGGCUCAAGAAAUUGCGGAGGAGAAUCAUUUACCUUGUAUAUAUUUAGUAGAUAGCGGUGGUGCCAAUUUAACUAAACAAGCUGAAAUAUUUGCGGAUAAAAUGCAUUUCGGUAGAACUUUCUUUAAUCAGGCAAGAAUGAGCGCAAAAGGAAUCGCGCAGAUCGCAGUAGUAAUGGGAAGUUGCACAGCAGGUGGUGCAUACGUACCGUCAAUGGCUGACGAAAAUGUAAUCGUCGGCAAGGAGGGAACCAUUUUUUUGGCUGGUCCACCUUUAGUAAAAGCUUCGACGGGCGAAGAAGUCACUGCGGACGAAUUGGGUGGCGCGGAUCUUCAUUGUCGGAUUUCCGGAGUUACCGAUCAUUACGCUGUAGAUGAUAUUCACGCCUUGUUCUUAACCCGGCAAAUUGUAAAGGAUUUAAACAGGCAAAGAUCAAUGCACGUUAACGUGAAUAAAAAUGUGGAUAUACCGUUACAUCCUGUCGACGAAAUUUAUGGAAUAGUCGGGUUGAAUUGGAAGCAAUCGUACGACGUGAGAGAAGUGAUCGCAAGGAUCGUCGACGGAUCAAAGUUUCGCGAGUUCAAAGCACAAUAUGGGGAAACAUUGGUCACAGGAUUCGCGAAUAUUUAUGGUUACCCCGUGGGAAUAAUCGCGAAUAACGGUAUACUGUUCUCGCAAGGCGCGUUAAAGGGUGCACAUUUCGUGCAAAUCUGCGCACAAAGGAAAAUACCACUUAUCUUUUUGCAGAAUAUUACAGGAUUUAUGGUGGGCAAAGAUGCCGAAGCCGGAGGCAUUGCCAAAAACGGUGCAAAAAUGGUGACUGCCGUUGCUUGUGCUCAAGUACCUAAAAUUACAGUGGUGAUCGGUGGCUCGUUCGGUGCAGGAAAUUACGGUAUGUGCGGUCGAGCUUAUUCACCGAGGUUUCUCUAUACUUGGCCGAAUGCCAGAAUAUCCGUGAUGGGUGGAGAACAGGCUGCCAAUGUACUGAUUCAAAUUAACAAGGAUCAACGUAAACGCGAGGGGAAGCAGUGGAGCGUGGAAGAGGAGGAAAAAUUGAGGGAACCAAUAUUGAGAAAAUUCGAAGAGGAGAGCAAUCCAUAUUAUUGUAGCGCUAGGCUUUGGGACGACGGUGUGAUCGAUCCCGUUGACACUAGGGUAGUAUUGGGUCUCAGUUUGUCAGCGGCGCUCAACGCACCUAUACCGGAAACUAAAUUUGGAAUUUUCCGAAUGUAACAACGAAUAUCACAAUCUACAAAUCCGUGGCCUGAAAUUAUGAAAGCGCGAUCCAAUGUUCGUUCCGCGACUAUUCCGACGUUCUGUCCGAUAUUUUACGCCAAAGACGUGUAAAUAUAUAUUUUUUUAUACAUUAUUCUAUCACUUAUACACUAUUAUUGAACAUUCCAAAAAUAUAUAUAUAUAGAUAC
This is a messenger RNA of Apis laboriosa (Himalayan honeybee), 2014 nucleotides long. It is a transcript of the gene Mccc2, whose product is annotated as methylcrotonoyl-CoA carboxylase beta chain, mitochondrial. Gene Ontology annotation, molecular function: methylcrotonoyl-CoA carboxylase activity. The coding region runs from base 144 to 1823 and encodes 559 amino acids. The transcript has 9 exons. Gene Ontology annotation, cellular component: methylcrotonoyl-CoA carboxylase complex; mitochondrion. Lineage: Eukaryota; Metazoa; Arthropoda; Insecta; Hymenoptera; Apidae. The record is from RefSeq and is a predicted model, not a curated record. Gene Ontology annotation, biological process: L-leucine catabolic process.